CGGGGUAUAAAGCUGUGGGAGGGAAGGCCGGCCAGGCAGGACGUGGUGAGCGGGCAGCUGCAGAAGGUGCAGCGCGAUCCCUCCAGGAUGGGCGACAUGACGUUCGAUGGCGAUCUGUCCGACCUCUUCGAAGGCUACAACUACACGGACUACAACACCGUCAACCCCAGCGCCGCCGCCGCCCCGUGCAAGACCGACAGCCUGAACGUGAACAAGUACGCGGUGGCGGUGGUCUUCUGCCUGGUGUGCCUGCUCAGCCUGGUGGGCAACUCCCUGGUGGUGCUGGUGAUCAGCUACAACCGGCAGCACCGCUCGGUGACCGACGUCUACCUGCUGCACCUGGCCAUCGCUGACCUGCUCUUCGCCCUCACCUUGCCCUUCUGGGCCAUCUACCGGGCCCACGAGUGGAUCUUCGGCAACUUCCUUUGCAAAGCCAUCUCAGUCCUGCAGGAGGCCAACUUCUACAGCGGGAUCCUCUUGCUGGCCUGCAUCAGCAUCGACCGGUUCCUCGCCAUCGUCUACGCCACCCGGGCCGCCACCGAGAAGAGGCACUGGGUUAAAUUUGUCUGCUUGGGCAUCUGGGUCCUCUCCAUCCUGCUCUCGCUGCCCAUCCUCCUCUUCCGCGAGGCCUUCCGGGCACCGCACGGCGGCGUGGUCUGCUACGAGCGCAUUGGGGAGGAGCACACGGCCAAGUGGCGGGUGGUGCUGAGGAUCCUGCCCCAGACUUUCGGCUUCAUCCUCCCCUUGCUGGUGAUGCUCUUCUGCUACGGCGUCACGAUGAAGACCCUCUUCCAGACCAAGAACAGCCAGAAGCAGAAGGCCAUGAAGGUCAUCUUGGCUGUGGUGCUGGUCUUUCUAGUCUGCUGGCUGCCCUACAACCUUUCGCUGCUGGUGGACUCCAUGAUGAGGACCCGGGCCAUCGCGGAGACCUGCAGCCGGCGGAACCACAUCGACGCGGCCCUGUCAGUCACCCAGAUCCUGGGCUUCACGCACAGCUGCAUCAACCCGCUCAUCUACGCCUUCAUCGGGCAGAAGUUCCGCAACAGCUUCCUCAAGAUCCUGGCCUACCACGGCCUCCUCAGCAAAGAGUUCGUCUCCCGCUACGGACGGGGGUCCUCCUUCGCCUCCACCUCUGGCAACACCUCCACCACCCUGUGACGGCCACGCCGCUCCUCCGCUCACCGGGGGAAACGUCCCACCGCUGCCAGCCCCAGCGGGUGGCUUCAUUGCCUCAGGACGACGGGGACCAUAUGGAUUCUUCUAGCACUAUAGCCUCACUUUACCGUGCCACCCCCACCCUGCCGGCUCUUUGGUCCAGCCAAGACCGUUAUGCAGGUUGCCAUUAUGCAGAACACAGCCGCAAAACGCAGCCCCCUCGCCUGGGGGUCAUGCUAAUGAAGACCCUUCAGCCCCAUCCUGCAGGACAAUCCGAUUGUUCAGCCGCCUGGAGCAUCCAGGCCACGCCCGUAACAAAUAACUCCAGAACCCCUGAAUUCCCAAUCCCCUCGCACAGCGGGGUGUAGGAGCCACGUCGGAAAACCGCCCCUUCCCCCAAACAGAGUGUGGAAGAGAGUCAGAACGUGUGGUGGAUGCAGCCAUCAACACUAGUGGCUGGAGACCUAGUGUAUUAGUGGGAAUAUUCUCCUUAACUCUGCCCUGCCGCUCCAUUAGCCUUUCACAUGCAUUUUGCAUAUAUCGCAAGGGGGACUGAGUAGGGUUUGAUCUAUUUUUUUUUUUUUAGGCAUAGCGUUGAAAAAUGUAAUUUAUCAAAGCAUGCAUAGCUGUGGUCACGUCAACAUUUGAUUUGUGCUCAUUCGUUAAGACACUAAUAGAUGCUGCUUUAAUGUGGAGGCGAUCGCUUUAUGACCUCAUGUCCUAGGAAGUGUUUUUUGGGGGGAGGUGUUUAAACAUUAACUUUGCAUCUGUCGAUUGCACCCCGGACGCGGAAUCAUUUCGCUGAGUCGACAAAGAUUGUGAUCGGAAUGGCCUUAGCUAGACAUGCUUCUAUAUCCCCGGGUCAGGCGCUGUAGAGAACCCAGAAGCUCUUUUGAUGAAUGUGUGAUAGCUGAAUUGUUGAAGUGUCUUUACAUGUGUGUGUGACGGCGCGUCGGGGAGACCCCCCCACCCUGCACCCCUGUCCGCAGCCAGAUCGCCAGCCCGUUUUAUUGCUUCUCAGAGAUACAGCACACACAGGCUCAAUGUUGACAUAGGAGCCAGGGCCGACAGCCUAGCCCUCUUGCGGGAAAGGGGUUCACAAGCCCCUGAAUUCCUCUGUCCUGGACUUAGUCUGCCCUCCUCAUGCUUGCCUCCAGCCAAAAGUGCUCAGCUCCGAGGCCCUGACCCCCAGCCAGCUGGCUGUCUCUGCCUCCCUUCCUUUGUCUCUCCCCCUGGGAAGAGCUUUGCUAAC
Pelodiscus sinensis (Chinese soft-shelled turtle) is the source of this 2407-nucleotide messenger RNA. RefSeq names its product C-X-C chemokine receptor type 2-like. The record is from RefSeq and is a predicted model, not a curated record. Gene Ontology annotation, biological process: calcium-mediated signaling; positive regulation of cytosolic calcium ion concentration; neutrophil chemotaxis. Gene Ontology annotation, molecular function: C-C chemokine receptor activity; C-X-C chemokine receptor activity; C-C chemokine binding. NCBI's taxonomy places the organism in Eukaryota, Metazoa, Chordata, Testudines, Trionychidae. Gene Ontology annotation, cellular component: external side of plasma membrane; membrane.